AUGUUUUCCUCUCUGUUUUGGGCCAUUGGGCUGCUCUCUGUCCUCGUCCAUGGACAGGUGGCAUCGCAGUGGUACGAUUCCUUGACAGGUGUAACCUGGCAGAGAUACUAUCAACAAGAUUUCGAUGCGAGCUGGGGAUACCUCUUCCCCUCUUCAGCUGGUGGAGCUGCGACAGAUGAAUUUAUUGGAAUCUUCCAAGCACCGGCCAAUUCUGGCUGGAUCGGGAACAGUCUGGGAGGUGGAAUGCGCAAUGCCCCUUUGAUUGUAGGCUGGGUCGAUGGCACGACUCCCAGGAUAUCCGCUCGAUGGGCAACUGACUAUGCCCCACCUUCGAUCUAUUCUGGACCUCGUCUGACUAUACUAGGAUCGUCUGGUUCCAACGGCCAAAUCCAACGUAUCGUUUAUCGUUGCCAGAACUGUACAUCUUGGUCCGGUGGCGGCAUCCCCUCUACUGGAAGCUCGGUGUUGGGAUGGGCUUUCCAUGCCACUCUCCAACCGCUGACCCCAUCUGACCCCAACUCUGGCCUCUACAGGCAUUCAGCUGCAGGCCAACACGGCUUCGACCUCGGUACCCGCACCAGUUCCUACAACUACUUCUUGCAACAGUUGACCAAUGCUCCACCUCUUUCUGGGGGUGCGCCUACGCAGCCACCAACUUCCCAGCCUCCGACUCCUACAACCCCGCCACCUCAGCCACCACCAAGCUCGACUUUUGUGUCAUGCCCUGGGGCACCCAAUCCGCGGUACCCAAUUAACGUCGUCUCAGGCUGGCGAGCAGUCCCCGUCCUGGGAAGUCUCUCUGAGCCUCGUGGUAUAACCAUGGAUACUCGAGGCAAUCUUCUUGUUCUCCAACGUGGCCGUGGUUUGUCGGGCCACACUCUCGAUGCCAAUGGAUGUGUUACCAGCUCGAAGAUGGUCAUUCAAGACUCGGCGAUUAACCAUGGUGUUGACGUUCAUCCUGCUGGAAAUCGCAUUAUUGCCAGCUCAGGGGACAUUGCCUGGUCUUGGGAUUACGAUCCGGUAACAAUGACCACCAGUAACAAGAGGACCUUGGUCACUGGCAUGAACAACAACUUCCACUUCACUCGCACCAUCCUGAUCUCUAAGAAAAACCCCAACAUUUUCGCGAUCAAUGUUGGUUCGGCGUCGAACAUCGACGAACCAACGCGACAGCCGGGAUCUGGGAGAGCUCAGAUCCGGGUCUUUGAUUACAACAACCUUCCAGCCUCUGGAACGACGUUUACUAGCUCAUAUGGACGAGUCCUCGGAUACGGGCUGAGGAACGACGUUGGCAUAGCUCAAGAUAGGGCCGGAAAUUUCUGGAGCAUUGAAAACUCACUCGACGAUGCCUACCGCAUGAUCAAUGGUCAAAGGCGCGACAUUCAUAUCAAUAAUCCCGCGGAAAAAGUGUACAACCUUGGAGAUCCUGCAAAUCCUAGAUCUCUGUUUGGCGGUUAUCCUGACUGUUACACUAUCUGGGAGCCAGCAGACUUUAAUGAUAGCACGAAACGGGUCGGCGAUUGGUUUACGCAAACAAAUAGCGGGCAGUAUAACGACGCUUAUUGCAACAGCAACACCACCGCGAAACCUGUUGUUCUGCUGCCGCCGCACACAGCUCCCCUGGACUUCAAGUUCGGCGUCGGGAAUGAUAGUAAUUUAUACGUCCCCCUUCACGGAAGCUGGAAUCGUCAGCCUCCGCAGGGCUACAAAGUGGUAAUUGUCCCUGGUCGGUGGUCAGCGAGCGGUGAAUGGUCUCCCACCGUUUCUCUCGCAGAGACCAAAAAUUCGUGGAGUACUUUAAUCUCCAACGUCGAUGAAACACGCUGCUCAGGAUUCGGAAAUGCCAACUGCUUCCGGCCAGUCGGUCUUGUCUUCAGCCCAGACGGACAAAACCUUUAUGUUACCAGCGACAGUUCCGGUGAAGUUAUCCUCGUCAAGAGGCUCUCUGGGCCUACCAACCCUGGACAGCCACCUACAAUCACGACUCAACCGGGAACCCCCACAUCACAACCACCUGUUCAGCCGCCGACCACCAUUGCUCCCCCUCAGGCUACGCAGACCAUGUAUGGACAGUGUGGCGGUCAAGGCUGGACUGGACCGACCCUGUGUCCUGCCAACGCUGUUUGUCGGGCGUCCAACCAAUGGUAUUCUCAGUGUGUUCCUGCAUAA
Coprinopsis cinerea okayama7#130 is the source of this 2169-nucleotide messenger RNA. RefSeq lists its product as hypothetical. Gene Ontology annotation, cellular component: extracellular region. The record is from RefSeq and is a predicted model, not a curated record. The transcript has 14 exons. Gene Ontology annotation, molecular function: cellulose binding. NCBI's taxonomy places the organism in Eukaryota, Fungi, Basidiomycota, Agaricomycetes, Agaricales, Psathyrellaceae. Bases 1 to 2169 code for a protein of 722 amino acids. Gene Ontology annotation, biological process: carbohydrate metabolic process.